Schizosaccharomyces osmophilus is the source of this 1896-nucleotide messenger RNA. RefSeq names its product Schizosaccharomyces specific protein Meu25 (gene meu25). NCBI's taxonomy places the organism in Eukaryota, Fungi, Ascomycota, Schizosaccharomycetes, Schizosaccharomycetales, Schizosaccharomycetaceae. The transcript has a single exon. Bases 1 to 1896 code for a protein of 631 amino acids. The record is from RefSeq and is a predicted model, not a curated record.
AUGAAGAAUGGAUCGGGGAUUGACAAUUCCUUCAGCAAUGAAGAAUUCCACUUAAGUGAUGGGAGCCACAGCCGGCUAAACACUGCAUCCUCAGGUAGUGCUGAUACUGUUGUUAACGACAAACCGCCGACUCAAAAUUUAGGACUAUCCUUCUCCGAUACCAAUCUAUCUAAUCCCCCAAAAUCUGCCUCUACUGAAUCAAUUUUAUCUCAGUCAAUCCUGAGCGAACCAUCACGCUUUUUCAGAUGGGUUAAUAAAAUCUCUCUGACCCUUCAUUUAGGAACAAAGAAUUCCUCAGCUUCAACUGCUGAAAGUAAUUUAGCAGUUGAUUCUUAUAAUGAACCAGUGGGCGACCCAGCGUUUAUACCUGUCCUUAAACAGAUUGGAGGUUUUGAUGAAAUCAGGGAUAACCUAGUCAUAACAGAUCCCAAUUUUGAUGUUAAAGAUUAUGAUGUGAAGUUUAUGUACCUUCUCAGGAAGUAUCUUUUAGACGGCCCUGAUUGUGGUUUCGUUUUUAAGAAUGAAAAGCAUAUGCCUGAUGGACCAAGAGUUGCAUCAGCAAAGGCUCAUGCUGUUCUAUCAGAGAAGUUGAUGGCUUCUAAGCCAAAUUCGACUUCUCCUGACUUCGGAAGCUCUCAGGCAUCUGUCCAUGAAGAUUCUCCCAUCGAGAAAAAUGAAGAAAGCGUCAAAUCAGUACUGGGUCAGCAGGACCUUAAGUCUUCAAAUCACUCUGUUCAGAUUCAAGGAACAAACGAUCGUUUACGGGCUGUAUCUCAGCUAGAGGUUAUAUGCGAAGAAACCGCAGCUUCGGUGGAGAGAGCUGACGGCUCUAGCCUUUUCUUGGCCGAUUCUGAAACUCCGCAUUAUCAUUUAGGAAAUGAAUCGAAACGUAAAGAGAUUCUUGAUUUGUAUACAGAGCUAGCAAAAAACAAUGAUUUAGUUGCUGGACACACUUUAAAAGAUACUUAUUUCUUCGUAUUUACAGAGGAUAGUCUUCUUCCUUUAGAAAGGUUUGAAUAUACUCCUAAAGAACUUGCUUUGUUUAAUAUUCAACAAAAGGCUCAUCGUUGGACAUUUCGAAAAACCCAGGAAGAGCGAUUAAUUCAGUGGGAGCAGUUGCCUUUUAAGGUUGAAGAUCUUCAACAUAUUCCUUUUAUAGUUGAAGACAAUACAUUUGAACAAGAUAAAACAGAGAGGCCUUAUUCAAUUCGAGAACUCGCUUACAUGGAAACCCGUUUUAUCGCUUUAAUCUUCCCGAACGAUUUGCAGAAAAGGAACUUUGAGUUUCAUCGUACACUAGCAAGGGCGAGAGAUUUCCAAACGCCCAAGGCCAGGGAAGAUGAAAUUGCUUAUGAAACGGAGUUGAAGCAAAAUCCCUCUAAAUUUCUAUAUGAACUGGAUCUUAUGGAAAGUCUACCUGCGAAUCAAAGGCGUGCUCUGUGGGCAGAGCUUGCUGACUUUUCAUCAAAGCAAGAAACUGAUCCCUUGUUGUCUUUAUGGAAACGGCAAGUAAUCAAUUGUCGAAUUGGACACCCCAAACUCCAUACUGUUCCUAUUUCGGCCUUUUUCUGCGUUAAAAAUCAGCCACGUUUAAUUGGAGUGAGAACAGCCAGUGCAACUUCUUUUUUCCACAUUGAUAGAGAUUAUACAACUUACGAUUUAAGAACGCAAACAUUUUUGAGAACCGCACCAUCCCGGUCUGCUCAAAAUUGGCUUCUUGUUAUUCACCAUUUGGAGUUUCUUGGCAGGUCGUUCCCUCAUCUGAUUCAUCUUGACAAGUACUAUGGUUUUCUUGACUAUCAAAUGGAUUAUUUUAGAACUUACACGGAAAACAAUUUGGAACAACCGGUCAAAAGUACUUCAAAUCUCCAAGAAAUGUUAAUGCAGCAAGUUUAA